Centropristis striata (black sea bass) is the source of this 3641-nucleotide messenger RNA. RefSeq names its product cyclin dependent kinase 16 (gene cdk16). The transcript is spliced from 17 exons. Lineage: Eukaryota; Metazoa; Chordata; Actinopteri; Perciformes; Serranidae. Gene Ontology annotation, molecular function: ATP binding; protein kinase activity. Gene Ontology annotation, biological process: exocytosis; neuron projection development; protein phosphorylation. The record is from RefSeq and is a predicted model, not a curated record. Gene Ontology annotation, cellular component: synaptic vesicle; nucleus; cytoplasm. The coding region runs from base 186 to 1712 and encodes 508 amino acids.
AGCAGCGCAGCAGCAACAUGGCUGCAGAUUACUGGGAGCCAGAGAGAGCCGAGACUCUGUCAGACUGAAUCGAGCCAAACACAACCCGGGACAGACCGGGACAGACCCUCCCGGUGUGGUCUCCAGGCUGGCUUCCCCACCCCCUUCAGAGGCACGCCCCCCCCCGGCCCCCCCGACCCCCCCUCAUGGAGAGGAUGAGGAAGAUCAAACGCCAGCUGUCACUCACUCUGGGGAGGGGAGGGGCCGGGGGAGGGGACAGGACGCUGAGUGACACUAUCAACCAGGAAGUGACAUCACACAGUGACUCAGAGGUGGUGUCUCUUCGUUCUUCUGGAGGUUUGAAGGUUCAGUCUCUCCUUCAGUCGUACAGCAGCUCACUGAGGAAACCUCGAGGCCUCGGACGCAGCCUGAGCUCCUACCUGAACCACACGGCUCGACUGGAGAUCGUCCCUGAGGACGUGAAGAUGAGCUCAGAUGGAGAAUCUGAUCCUCCUUCUUCUGAUGACGUUCACAGUCCAGUUAGAGUCAGACUGAGAGCCAAAAAGGUCUCCACUGAGGACAUUAACAAACGUCUCUCCUUACCGGCCGACAUUCGUCUCCCAGAUGGUUACCUGGAGAAGUUUAAUCUGAUUGGUCCAGCUCUGUUCGAGCAGCCAAUCAGCAGGCGGCUGCGCAGAGUGUCUUUGUCAGAAAUUGGUUUUGGGAAACUUGAGACGUACAUCAAACUGGACAAACUGGGAGAGGGGACCUACGCUACAGUGUAUAAAGGUCACAGUAAACUGACUGAUAACCUCGUGGCUCUGAAGGAAAUUCGACUGGAACAUGAAGAAGGAGCUCCGUGUACUGCCAUCAGAGAAGUGUCUCUGUUGAAGGAUCUGAAACACGCCAACAUCGUCACACUUCAUGACAUCAUCCACACACAGAAGUCCCUCACACUCGUGUUUGAAUAUCUGGACAAAGAUCUGAAACAAUAUCUGGACGACUGUGGAAAUGUCAUCAACGUUCACAACGUCAAGCUCUUCCUUUUCCAGUUGUUGCGAGGUUUGUCGUACUGUCAUCGCAGGAAAGUUCUCCACAGAGACCUGAAACCCCAAAACCUGCUGAUCAACGAGCGAGGAGAGCUCAAACUGGCAGACUUUGGUUUGGCUCGCGCAAAGUCGAUCCCGACGAAGACAUACUCUAACGAGGUGGUGACGCUGUGGUACCGACCACCGGACAUCCUGCUGGGCAGCACCGACUAUUCCACUCACAUCGACAUGUGGGGUGUAGGCUGUAUCUUCUAUGAGAUGGCGACAGGUCGUCCUCUGUUUCCAGGGUCAACGGUGGAGGAGGAGCUUCACUUCAUCUUUAAACUCCUCGGUACUCCUACAGAGCAAACCUGGCCCGGGAUCAGUUCUAAUGACGAAUUUAUUGCAUACAACUACCCUCAAUACAGACCUGAGAGACUGAGCCAACACACACCCAGGCUCAGCAGUGAUGGAGUUGAUUUGUUGUCAAAGUUCCUGCAGUUUGAAGGGAAGAAGAGGAUCUCAGCAGCCGAGUCAAUGAAUCAUCGUUAUUUCAGUAACUUUGGCAACAGAGUGACAUCACUUCCUGACACAACGUCCAUCUUCAGUCUGCCAGAGAUUCACCUGGAGAAGGAAACAAUCAGACCAACAGCCACACCUGACCCAGCAAACAGUCCGGCCAAGAGGCGCAGUCUACUUUUCUGACAUCACCAUGGAGGCGGAGUCUGCUCCUCUGACAUCACCAUGGAGGCGGAGUCUGAUCUUCUGACAUUAUUACGGAGGCGGAGUCUACUCUCCUGACAUCACCAUGGAGGCGGAGUCUGAUCUUCUGACAUUAUUACGGAGGCGGAGUCUCCUUUCCUGAAAUCGUAGAGGUGGUCUUCUCUUCUGACAUCAUAAUGUAGGCGGAGUCUACUCUUCUGACAUCAUCAUUGAGGUGGAGUCUACUCUUCUGACAUCAUCACUGAGGUGGAGUCUGCUCUUCUGAAAUCAUCAUGUGGGGAAGAUGGGAAGAUAAAAAAAAGGGGAAUUUUUUUCGAAGGAGUAAAACAGGAACAGAAAGUAAAAGAAGAACAGGAAAACAAAAAAAUGGUGGACAGAUGCAAUAUUGAAUCACAGCAGCCACCUGACCAAUCAGUUAGCAGCAUGUUGUUACUAACGGCAACAGAAAACUUAAAGCUUUCUGAACAGAAUUCGUCUUCCACUUUACACACGCUAUAAAAGCUUUGUUGUCAUGGAAACACCUGAACACAAGUAUCACCUGUGUGAACACCUCUGAAUCAAAACUGUAUUUACAUUCAACAGUUCAGACAGAAGUUUUAUAAUCUCUAGAUAAACUGAGACUGAAGUAACAGAGUACUCUUUUUAACAGUACUACACAGUGCUACAUUUAUACUACAAUACUACAAUAACAGAACAGUACUACAGUUACAUUUCAGUGUUAUUUAUUAUUAUUAUUAUUAUUAUUAUUAUUAUUUAUUCUCAAACAGACUGAAACUAUUUGAUGUUUGUUCAAACAGAAAUUUGCAGAAAAGAAAAUUAUAUUUCUUCUGAAAUUGUGAAACGGUUUUCUGCUGUUCUGCAUGUGUGUGUCGUACACUCAGACUGUGUACUAUAAUACUGCUAAUAUGUGUACUAAUACCGUCGUACACUCAGACUGUACUAUAAUACUGCUAAUAUGUGUACUUAUACUGUAAGAAAUACAGUUAUACAGUGAGAGGGCAGGAAACAGCUGAGAUGUUUAUAAGAAUUCAACAAGUUGUUUUAUAACUGAGACUGUUGGAAACCAGGAGAGGACGCAGUGAUGUCAUCAGCGCCUCAGUGACAUCACAGCCCCUCCCCCCUGAACCACGACAUGUCAGGGGACGGCGAAAGCUCCGAUUGGCUGAUUCAAUUUAAAUAACAAGCCAUCAGCUGUCACUCACUGGCUCCAGGUUUCAGUGGGUGGGGCUUAUCUGCGGCUGGGGGUGGAGCUUUUGUUUUUUGAACAAACUGAUAUUACUGGUGUGAAUUUGUAUUUUUUAGCUGUGAAGAAAUCUUAGCAAUAGAGAACUAUUGAUCAGAAGACAAUAAUGAUUGAUCAGAGUAUGAAUAUUUAAUGUAAAAAUUACACAUGUAUACGUUUAUAUGUGAGAGAUCAGAAAUAUACAGCAACAUGAAAACAUGUUUUAUUUAUUAUUAGUGGAUUAAUGUCAAACUGAACUCAUUGAUUCCAGUUUCGAGAAGCAUUCAGAAAGCAUAAUUAUUCACAAAGAGUUAAAAAGUUUGAGUUAAAAAACUGUCAGAGCAUGAAAAUAUUUGCAGUCCAUAAUUUUGUGUUUAAUAUACUUAAAAAAUGUAUGUUAAUGUGUGAAUUUAAAAUGAAUUCUGUUUGAGAUAGAAAUCAGAAGAACUGAAGUUUCUGUGAAAGAAAUGUGUUGAAGGAAGUGAUGUCACAGGGGGCGGAGUCACAGAUGAUGUAACUGCAGACUGUUGAUGUGGUGAAUAGUUUACAGUUAUUAAUUAUUGUUUUUGAAUGUGUCAGCUGCUGUUUCAGAUCAGACGUCACACAUUCAUCCAGAACAUGAACUGAUCCACUGAUCACAGUUUUGGAUUGAAAUGUGGAUCAUGUUGAAUCCUGUGGACUAACAGAAC